Sphaerodactylus townsendi is the source of this 1750-nucleotide messenger RNA. It is a transcript of the gene GTF2A1L, whose product is annotated as general transcription factor IIA subunit 1 like. The record is from RefSeq and is a predicted model, not a curated record. Lineage: Eukaryota; Metazoa; Chordata; Lepidosauria; Squamata; Sphaerodactylidae. Gene Ontology annotation, biological process: transcription by RNA polymerase II; transcription initiation at RNA polymerase II promoter. The coding region runs from base 282 to 1547 and encodes 421 amino acids. The transcript is spliced from 9 exons. Gene Ontology annotation, cellular component: transcription factor TFIIA complex.
GGGCAGGGUCAGAACAGCUUAGUUCUGCAGAGGACCGGGCAGGCAUGGGCUGCGCCCUCCGCUGUUUGCAUUCUGCCCGCGCGUCCCCUGUUUGAGCUCUAAUCCCGAAGUUCUACAAAUCAAUUAUUGACGAUGUGAUUGAAGGGGUCCAAGAUGCUUUUGUGGAAGAAGGUGUAGAUGAACAGGUCUUGAAGGAACUGAAACGGCGCUGGGAAACUAAAGUAAAGCAGUCCAGAGCGACAGAAGGCUUCUUUAAACACAGCCAACUCUCACCACAGUUCAUGCUGCAUCUGCCUCGGAACCUCCCUCAGGCCCUACAAACACCAGCAGGUGUGGCUGCUGGCAGAUGUAUUCGACAGUCUACUGCGACUACCGCAACAGCCGAACUGUCCUCUUCCAGGGCUGGUGGUGCAAUCUUGACCAUUCCUUCAGGACUUACUUAUCCUAUCCAAAUCCCUGCUGGAGUGACUCUGCAGACAGCAUCAGGACAGUUGUAUAAAGUCAACAUGCCAGUGGUAGUCACCCAAGCCCCAGGAAGUGGGACAGUCCUCCAGAGUCCUGUUCAGCAAAUACUGCAGCAGCUUGGGCAGCAGCCCUCACAAGCUCAGACCACUGCUAUUAGUGCCACCCAUGUGAACACCUUCUCAGUUCAAGUGUCUGGGAAGGAAAACCUGCAGGUUCAGAAGUCUGUUGCACCCCAGCAGACAGGGCCAGAAGAAAAAGCCUUGCCCAGUGCUGCAGUUUUGCAGGAUUCUACUGGGCAUCAAGAGGAAGCUGUGGUGGGCAGCGGGAUAAGCCAGCAGCUUUCUAGCUUGUUGGAGACUCCCCAGAAGGCUGAUGUCCAAGUAGCUGUCCCUGUUUCAAAGCCAUUGAAAGUAGACUGUGCCAGAGUGGCUGUAGGAAUGGCACCCAGCGGCUCUUCCAAGUGGGGAGAAUGUCCUGAAAAUCUGGAACACCCACUGGAUGCUGAUGAUAUGAUUGAGCUGAUAUUUAUGGGCAGUGAACUGGAUGAUAGUCUCUUCCUGCGAGAUGAAGCCACCCUCUCUUUUACUGAGGAGCUAGAUACCAGCAUGAAGCUGGAGUCCAAUAAUCUGAGGACUCAAAAGGAUAUUACCAGUGACCUGGAGGAGAUGAUUCAGCUGGAUGGAACAAACGAUGUUUCUCCUACGGCAGAAACAGAAAGCUCUAGAGAUAGGAAGAAUGUGGAGAUUGUUGGCAUUAUUGAGGCAGAAGAGCCAAAAGUUUUGGAUGAGGAAGAGGAGGAAGAAGCUGAAAACAGUACUUCAGACAAUCCAUCCAUUAGUAGCAGAAGCGACACUGAUGAACAAUCUGUUGACAUAAUUGAAGAGGAUCCUUUAAAUUCUGGAGAUGAUGUCAGCGAGCAAGAGACACCGGAUGUGUUUGAUACCGAUAAUACGGUUGUAUGUCAGUAUGACAAGGUUCAACGCAGUAAGAACAGAUGGAAGUUCUACCUGAAAGCUGGAGUCAUGUGCUUCGGGGGAAAGGACUAUGUCUUUUCGAAAGCCAUUGGAGAUGCAGAGUGGUGAAACUGGCAAAGUAGCUCCAGUGGACUUAUUUUUAUUAUUUUUAAAAGUACACUGUGCGUUGUACCCUUCAGUAACAAUAUACUGAAGUUUUUGUGUUGUAAAACUUGGAAGUGUAACUGUAUGAAACCAAACUUCACAUGAACAAAAUAUGUGGAUAUGUAGAAAAGAUAUCCUUUGUCAACAAAGAUUGUGCAUUGACCAGC